AUGAGAAAGAAGAAAAAGACGGACCGAUAUAUAGAAGAAUACGCUAUAGGUGAAUUUAUAGAUAUGUCUGCUCACAAAGUGCGAAGAGUAAUUGAUCAGAUUCGUGGGCGUUCUUAUGAAGAAACACUUCUGAUACUCGAACUCAUGCCCUAUCGAGCAUGUUCUCCCAUUUUAAAAUUGGUUUCUUCUGCAGCAGCAAAUGCUAAUCACAAUAGAGGUUUUACCAAAGCAAAGUUAAAAAUUAGUAAAGCGGAAGUCAACGAAGGCAUUACUGUGAAAAAAUUAAAACCUCGAGCUCGGGGACGAGGUUAUCCAAUAAAAAGACCCACUUGUCAUAUAACUAUUGUACUGAAACAUACAGCUGUACAUUAUUAUACAGACUAUUUAAAGAACAAAAUUGUCUUUGAAGAAUUUUAA
Molecule: messenger RNA, 417 nt
Organism: Ziziphus jujuba (common jujube)
Lineage: Eukaryota; Viridiplantae; Streptophyta; Magnoliopsida; Rosales; Rhamnaceae
Source: the annotation of a RefSeq genome assembly